This is a messenger RNA of Phragmites australis (common reed), 784 nucleotides long. Its product is annotated as probable gamma-secretase subunit PEN-2. Gene Ontology annotation, cellular component: gamma-secretase complex. NCBI's taxonomy places the organism in Eukaryota, Viridiplantae, Streptophyta, Magnoliopsida, Poales, Poaceae. The transcript has 2 exons. Bases 63 to 506 code for a protein of 147 amino acids. The record is from RefSeq and is a predicted model, not a curated record.
AGUAAACAACAGUACGAAACGAGUAAGUAAAAAAACUCGGAAAAGAAAAGUAAAAGAGAGCGAUGGAGGCGAGGGUAGUGCCCCAAGACGAGGAGUCCGGCCUUCUCCCCCGCCGGCCAUCCUCCGCCGCCCCCCGCUUCCCCCCUCCACCGGACGUCUGGGCGACGGUGGACGGCCCCUUGGGGCUGCCGCUGGAGGAGGCGGAGGGCCAUGCUCGGCGCUUCUUCCUGUGGGGGUUCGCGUGCCUUCCCUUCCUCUGGGCUAUCAACUGCUGCUACUUCUGGCCCAUCCUCCGCUCCCCGGCCGCAUCCUCGCCCGCCACCUUCGCCCCCAUCCGCCCCUAUAUUGUGCGAUCCGCAAUUGGCUUCACCAUCUUCUCUUUGGUACUGAUCACCUGGGCCACGACUUUUAUAGUCGGAGGCGAGCGAUUGUUCGGACCAGUGUGGAAUGAUCUAGUAAUGUACAAUGUUGCCGAUAAGCUUGGCAUCUCCGGAUUCAUGGGAUAGCCUCCAUUGACUUGCUCUGACCAUUCGAUUGUCGCACCUGUUGUACUCCAAUAUUGCUUUUCUUUGGAAAAGCUAGUUUCGUCCACCUGGGACUUGAUACUGUUUGCUGUACUGUAAUAUUAGUGUGGCUCGUGUUGUAGAAAGAGAAGGAUCAACGAUGUGUUGUUUGUUGGAGAGGUUAUAUUACCAGAGACAGUAUCAGCCUCCACAGGUGAAUAGCGAUGUGUGGAAUGGGACUCAACUCGAUAGGAAAUCAGAAUGUUUUGUGUUCCUAGACA